AGGCGGCGGCCCAGGCGGCGCAGAGGAUACAGGUGGCUCGCUUCCGAGCCAAGUUCGACCCCCGGGUCCUUGCCAGAUAUGAUAUCAAAGCUCUUAUUGGGACAGGUAGUUUCAGCAGGGUUGUCAGGGUAGAGCAGAAGACCACCAAGAAACCUUUUGCAAUAAAAGUGAUGGAAACCAGAGAGAGAGAAGGUAGAGAAUCGUGUGUGUCUGAGCUGAGCGUCCUGCGGCGGGUUAGCCAUCAUUACAUUGUCCAGCUCAUGGAGAUCUUUGAGGCUGAGGAUCGAGUUUAUAUGGUAAUGGAGCUGGCUACCGGAGGGGAGCUCUUUGAUCAACUCAUUGCUCAGGGAUCCUUUACAGAGCGGGAUGCUGUCAGGAUCCUUCGGAUGGUUGCUGAUGGGAUUAGGUAUUUGCACGCACUGCGAAUAACUCAUAGGAACCUAAAGCCCGAAAACCUCUUAUACUAUCAUCCAGGUGCAGAGUCAAAAAUUUUAAUUACAGAUUUUGGUUUGGCACACUCUGGGAACAAAAGCGGUGACUGGACAAUGAAGACACUCUGUGGGACCCCAGAGUACAUAGCUCCUGAGGUUUUGCUAAGGAAGCCUUAUACCAGUGCAGUGGACAUGUGGGCUCUUGGUGUGAUCACAUAUGUUUUACUUAGCGGAUUCCUGCCUUUUGAAGAUGAAAGUCAGACAAGGCUUUACAGGAAGAUUCUGAAAGGCAAAUAUAAUUAUACAGCAGAGCCUUGGCCAAGCAUUUCCCACUUGGCAAAGGACUUUAUAGACAAACUACUGAUUUUGGAGGCUGGUCAUCGCAUGUCAGCUGGCCAGGCCUUGGACCAUCCCUGGGUGAUCAACAUGGCUGCAGAGUCUCCCAUGAAGAAUCUCCAGAGGGCCAUUUCCCGAAACCUCAUGCAGAGGGCCUCUCCCCACUCUCAGAGUCCUGGAUCUGCACAGUCUUCUAAGUCACAUUAUUCUCACAAAUCCAGGUAUAUGUGGAGCAAGAGAAACUUAAGGAUAGAAGAAUCGCCACUGUGUGUGUCUGCACUUUUGUAAGCAGAUGACCUCUAAAACCAUUUUGACCUUUUUUAGGACCAUUUCAUCAUGAUUAGGGCACCCUCAAGUUCCAAGGACAUGGGACUCC
Mandrillus leucophaeus (drill) is the source of this 1143-nucleotide messenger RNA. It is a transcript of the gene PSKH2, whose product is annotated as protein serine kinase H2. The coding region runs from base 171 to 1055 and encodes 294 amino acids. The record is from RefSeq and is a predicted model, not a curated record. NCBI's taxonomy places the organism in Eukaryota, Metazoa, Chordata, Mammalia, Primates, Cercopithecidae. Gene Ontology annotation, biological process: protein phosphorylation. The transcript has 3 exons. Gene Ontology annotation, molecular function: protein kinase activity; ATP binding.